Messenger RNA from Microthlaspi erraticum, 1629 nucleotides. Lineage: Eukaryota; Viridiplantae; Streptophyta; Magnoliopsida; Brassicales; Brassicaceae. The record is from the annotation of a GenBank genome assembly.
AUGGAGAGAUAUUGUGUGCUCAUCGCCACGUUCAUGCUGAUACUUCAUCUUGUUCAAGCUCAAAAUCCAACCGGACUCAUCAAUGUGGGUUGUGGUUUAUCCACUCGCGAGCCUCCUUACCGCGCACCCGGAACCGGUUUUACAUAUACAUCAGACACCGGUUUAGUUAACAGUGGUGAAACCGGUAAAAUCGCCAGGGAAUUUGAAGCGAACUACUCCAGGCCGUUUCUGACGCUGAGAUAUUUUCCGGAAGGAGUACGUAACUGCUACAGUCUAAAUGUCAGCCGCGGCACCAAAUAUCUGAUCAAGGCCAAAUUUGUAUAUGGAAACUACAAUGAUCAAAACAUCGGUCCAGACUUUGACCUUUACCUGGGUCCGAAUUUAUGGACAACGGUGACUAAAAAUGACAGUAUACAGGAGAUCAUCCACGUAACAAGAUCCGAUUCUCUACAGGUAUGUCUUGUUAAUACGGGGAAUAGUAUACCUUUCAUAAAUGUCUUGGAGCUACGACCGUUGCCAAAAUCUGCGUACGUUGCUCAGAGCGGCUCACUGAAAUUCUUAUUCAGGAGGUAUCUUAGCAAUUCAGGCCGUACUAUACGGUAUCCAGAUGAUAUCUAUGACCGUGAAUGGCACGCACUGUUCUUGGAGAACACAUGGGCACAAGUAACAACGACUCUGAAUGUAGACGUUACUAAUAGUGAUGAAGUACCACAAGAUGUCCUAGCAGCGGGCGCAACACCUCUAAACGAUACAGAGACAUUGAAGAUUAACUGGGAUUUAGAGCCUCCUACUUCAAAGUUUCACUUCAACAUGUACUUUGCUGAGCUUCAGACUCUAAAGGCCAACGAGACAAGAGAGUUCAAUGUGACACUGAAUGGGAAAAUUAUAUAUGGACCUUAUAGUCCUGUACUGCUAAAAACCGAUCCUGUACUCAAGAGAGAACCAUUUGAAUGCGCUGAUGGGGCAUGUCUUUUGGAGCUUGUGAAGACGUCGAAAUCGACUCUUCCACCUCUACUUAAUGCUAUCGAGGCUUUCACCGUGAUGGAUUUCCCUCAAAUGGAGACAUUUGAAGAUGACGUUAUUGGUAUCAAGAAGGUUCAAGAUGCUUAUGUAUUGAAUAGAACUAAUUGGCAAGGAGAUCCAUGCGUCCCUAAACAGUUUUUGUGGGACGGUCUAGGCUGCAAGUACUCAGAUAUUUCUACUCCACCACUAAUCACUUCUUUAGACUUGUCUUCAAGUGGAUUAAGUGGGAACAUCUCGCAAGCCCUUCAAAAUCUUAUGCACCUGGAAGUACUGGUCUUGUCAAAUAACAGUUUGACUGGAGAAAUACCUGCAUUUCUAGCUGACAUGAAAUCACUCAUGGUCAUAGUCUUGAGUGAUAAUAAUUUAUCUGGCUCUGUUCCUCGCUCACUUAUUGAGAAGAAAGGACUGAUGUUACAUGUCAACAACAAUCCUCAUCUUAGUUGCACAACUGGUUCAUGUGUAAACGAAGUAAGUAUGGGUCCAUCUAGUUCAUCUUAUACACUACAAGUGAGUUUCCACAAUGUGGAGUCACAGAGGUACAUUUCGGACUCCUUACCUCUUCCGGUUCCCAAAUUUGGUCCAUUUGAUGUUCCUCCCUUGGAUUGA